Messenger RNA from Dryobates pubescens (Downy woodpecker), 1461 nucleotides. RefSeq lists its product as uncharacterized. The transcript is spliced from 7 exons. Lineage: Eukaryota; Metazoa; Chordata; Aves; Piciformes; Picidae. The coding region runs from base 1 to 1443 and encodes 480 amino acids. The record is from RefSeq and is a predicted model, not a curated record.
AUGGACCCUGGCAGACACCCUGCAGACUCUGCAGACCCCUACAGACCCCUGCAGACCCCUGCAGACCCCUGCAGAGCCCUAUGGACCCUGGCAGACACCCUGCAGACCCCUGCAGAGCCCUAUGGACCCUGGCAGACCCCCUGCAGACCCCUGCAGACUCUGCAGAACCCUGCAGACCUCUAUGGACCCUGGCAGACCCCCUGCAGACUCUGCAGACCCCUACAGUCCCCUGCAGACCCUGGCAGACCCCCUGCAGACCCCUACAGACCCCUGCAGACCUCUAAAAUGGUGAUUUUGAGAGAGUUCCUGGCCAAAAAUGGUCAUUUUGGGGUUGAUUUCCCCAGAAGUGAUCUUCCUCCUCCCCCCACCAUCACUGUGAUGCCGCUGAAGACCCAGUACCUCCUUGGUGACACCAUCUCCAUCCAAUGCUCUGCCCCAUGGACCCAGGAGAAGCUCCAAGGCUUCCAGUUCUCAGGCAGCAGAGGCUGGGCAAUGGAGGUGAGGACUUCCAAGAGGUCCUACAGCCACCACUUCAACAUCACAGGACCCAAGGAUGGGGGGCCCCAAGCCUGCUGCUAUGUCAUCAAGAGGCCUCGAGGUCCUCUCUGCUCCCAGGAGAGCAAGGCCAUCAUCAUCAAUGUCAAAGACCAUCCACCUCAACCCACCUUGACCCUGAAGCCUUCUUCCGGCCUCACCAUUGAAGGUCAGCCUCUGGUCUUCUUCUGCACUGCUCCAGAAGGCAUCAAGGAGCCCAGGUUCUACAUCUACAAGGAGAACCUCAAGCUGCUGGAGGGCAUCAAUGUCACCGUGGAGGCCACCAAAGCUCAGUUCCUGGUGGGGGAGGCCAAGCAGAACCACACUGGGAACUUCUCCUGUGGCUACGAGGAGAUGACCGAGGGCCGCUGGAUCCCCUCCUACCUCAGCCAGGUCCUGGAGGUCCUCAUCAAAGAAGCUGCUUCUCCUCCCCACUUGGCCAUGGAGCCUUCCACUGGGGUGGUGGAUGAGGACCACCCCCUGCAGCUCACCUGCAAAGCCUCCAGAGAUAUCUUCAGGCCACGGUUCCACUUCUACAGGAAUGGGCUGGAGAUGCCACCAGGUCAAGGUGGCUUCAAGAUCCAGAAGCUGAGGAAUGCCUCCCACCUGCUGGUCUCCAGGACCUCCAGGAGCUUCAGCGGCAACUUCAGCUGUGGGGUGGAGGAGGACGUGGAGGGGACCUGGGUGGUGGCACCUCGGAGUAGAGCUCUGAGCGUCACCAUCAGAGCAGCUCCACCUCAGCUUCUCCCAUUGGUGGCCGGGACCCUCUCUGGUGGCCUUGUCCUGCUCCUUGGCUUCCUAUUGGCUGUUUGGCUCUGGAGGAGGCGGAGAGGUGGUGUCCACUGGAAGGACUUUCAGGACAAAGAGGACUCGAGCUCGUACCCUAUGGCCAAAGUCAGCCAGGGGUGACCUUGGAGGUAACCCUGA